AUGAUGGAGAAUUUCAGGCAGACGUACCUGCGGCUCUGUAAAGACGGAGGUGUGGAGCCUCAAGAGAGCGUUGUGAUUCAGCUUCAGGAGAGCAGGACAACUCACAGCUCCAGACUGGACCUGAGUGGACAGAGUCUGUCCGCAGAUACCUGCUCUGCUCUGGCCAGGGCCUUACAGCAAGACACCGUCUUCACAGAGCUGUUGCUCUGUGACUGCAUGCUCAGUGAGGAAAGUGCUAAAAUCCUCCUGACUGGACUGUUUGAUAACACAACUGUAAAAGUUCUGGACCUAAAGGGAAACAACCUCAGAUCAGUGGGAGCGGAGGUUCUGGGGAAGUUGUUGGCUUGUAACAAGACUCUGCGCAGGUGGAACAACGUUGGUCUGCUGGGUGGGAGGGCCCUGCUAGAGGCGCUUCAGAAAAACAAGAGCAUCAUUCAGCUGGAGUUGGCAGGAAACAACAUCCCCAGUGACAUACUGAAAGCUCUUGAGCAGAGCACAGGACAUAACACGGAGAGGCAGUCUACACUGAGAGAAAGCCACAGCAAAACUCAAGUCCUCAGCAAAGAGAUUCAGUCUCUAAAGGAGGAGAAAGGUCGACAGUUCCUUAGUCUGAUGGAGACCAUAGCGAAGCAGAAAGACGAAAUAGGACGGUCCAAUAGGUCAACUUCGGUUCAGAUUGGUCAACUCCAAGAAGCUUUGAGUGAGAGGAAGACAGCCAUCAACUCUCUCACUGCUAAAAUGCAGAUGACAGAAGCAGCCCUCGCCCUUGCUGAGCAGAAAAACCAGAACAUGGGGGAACUGCUGUGUCGAGUAAAGGCUGAGAAAGAAGAGCAGAGGGAGCAGCAAAGCAGACUGAGAAAGAAAGAAGGAGAGGAAAGUGCACUCAAAGAGGAAAAGCUCCACAGAGAAGUUCAGAACUUGAUGGAACGCAAUGGUCAACUCAGGAAUAAGGUAGAGGAAAUGGAACGCCGAUGUAAGUCUCAGCAGCAGCAGAUCUUUGAGCUGAAGCAGGAAUUAACUAACAGCACAGCUGAGCUCAAGAUGCGACUAGCACAGGCAGAAGAUCGUCUGGAAACAGAAAAGCGAAGGUCCAAGCAAGUCCUGGAAGAUGUAGAAAGUCUUCGCCAGCAAGAGAUAGAGCACCUCAAUCGUCAUCUAGAAGAGAGUGAGAGAGCUUUGCAGGAUCGUAUCUUCAAACUUGAAGGACAGAGGAUACAAUUGGAGGAGGAGCUAAGCAAAACUAAAGCAGCCAACAUUACAGAGAAAGCCCAAGCAGGGGAGGAACUGGGAAGAACCAUUGCUCAAGUGCGUCAGGAGGAGCAGGAACGUGUGUCUUCCCUGGAGGAGAAGCUCCGCUCUGUGCGUUCAUCCAUGCAGGAGAUGCAGCUCCGCGGCUCCCAGCAAAAACAAACUAUUUCUGAACUGCAGGCCAAGAACAGCCAACAGACCUCAGAGAUGGACAGCUUGAGGCGAAGGAUGGACGAGCUACAACAGGAGCUUUCAGGCAAAAACCAAGAGAAAGUGGCUGAGGUGAACCGUGUGAGAGUUGAGCUACAGGAGCAGAUUGGGUUUUUACAAGCAGAGAGGACGGCUCAGGAGGGACUGAAAGCUAAGAUCAGUGCUCUGGAGAGAGAAAUGAAAGUAAUGAGCAAUACCCACAGAGAGGUGCUGCUUGACAGAGAAAGUGAGAAGUCUUCCUUGUUGGAGAAGCUGCGACUAAAAGAGGCCGAAAUCCAAAGAAUUAGAGAGGACGAAGCCCAUCGAGCCAGCUGCCUGCAGAGCGCCAUCCUUGCCUACAUUCAGGGCUCUCCUUUGGGACACUACAGCAGCCCAAAUAAAUGA
Molecule: messenger RNA, 1842 nt
Organism: Nematolebias whitei (Rio pearlfish)
Lineage: Eukaryota; Metazoa; Chordata; Actinopteri; Cyprinodontiformes; Rivulidae
Gene: lrrc45
Product: leucine rich repeat containing 45
Exons: 16
Coding region: 1-1842 (613 amino acids)
Cellular component (GO): centrosome
Molecular function (GO): protein binding
Source: RefSeq, a predicted model, not a curated record